AUGCGCGACCAGCAUAAAACGCACUACGUGGCGCCGCACGCAGACGUAAUGGCCCUUGCGACCGCCGUUCUCGACGGCGACCUCAACCGCGUCCGAGGAAUUACCGAGGAAAUGCGGUCUCUCAUCAACACGGGGGACCGCUGGAAGAAGCACGUGCGGCCGCUCAUGCUGGCGACGCGGUCGCCGAACCCGAUCGCGAUGUUCGAGCUGCUCGUGGCGCACGGCGCGCUGCUGUAUCCGACCGACCGCGCAGGCCAUGACGUGAUGCUCUAUGCGUGCGCGCACGGUGUGGCCCCCGCCAUGAUCGACUACCUCGUGCAGCUGGACAAAGGUGGGCUCUGGACCUGGGACGCACGUACGUUUCAAGGCGACGGGCACUUGGCACUUGCUUGUCGCAGCGGCAACUUGGCCUUGGUGCAGCACCUCGACGGUCUAAUCCCAGCGGGUACCCAGAGCCAUGGCACUGAUAUGGUCCUGGCCGCUCUCGACGCGAACGAUGAGGAAUUUGUCUUGCGCUUGCUGGCGUGGUGGACCUUGACGCCGCGCCUGCCCUUGGACGCCGCUGUCGUGCGCACAGCGCUCGCGACCAAGAUGUUGCGCGUCACGUCGACCCUCGUCCAGCUCGACCCACUCGGUGCCGGCCAAAUCGUCUUUGUCUUUUGCUUUCGGGAGGCGCGCAUGGAGCCGACCCUUGCGUGUUGCUGCGCCACGUACAAGCGCCGUGUGACGUGGCAGCACACGCGCCUCGUCUUUGCGCUGGCGCUGCCGACGACCGUUUGCCGCGUGAUUGCACGCUACGUGUACCAGUUCAAGCCCAUCGAGCACCUCAGAGGCGGGGUCCUGCCAUUGAGCCCGGACGACCCACGGCGGCGCAUCGUCGACGUGCCCAACAAGCCGACGGCGGAGAAGGCGUCGAUCCGCGACGAGUUCCUCACCGCAACGGGCAACGUCGGCGACACGAUUUGCCGGCUCACGAUCGCGUCGUCGUACCCGCUGCAAGCCAUUUUCAAGCGGGACAUUGCGUACGCGCGGCGCGAGCUCAAGGAAUAG
Molecule: messenger RNA, 1050 nt
Organism: Saprolegnia diclina VS20
Lineage: Eukaryota; Oomycota; Saprolegniomycetes; Saprolegniales; Saprolegniaceae
Exons: 2
Coding region: 1-1050 (349 amino acids)
Source: RefSeq, a predicted model, not a curated record